This is a messenger RNA of Theileria orientalis strain Shintoku, 4701 nucleotides long. RefSeq lists its product as uncharacterized. The coding region runs from base 1 to 4701 and encodes 1566 amino acids. The transcript is spliced from 4 exons. The record is from RefSeq and is a predicted model, not a curated record. Gene Ontology annotation, biological process: protein deubiquitination; regulation of protein stability. Gene Ontology annotation, cellular component: nucleus; cytosol. Lineage: Eukaryota; Apicomplexa; Aconoidasida; Piroplasmida; Theileriidae. Gene Ontology annotation, molecular function: cysteine-type endopeptidase activity; protein binding; cysteine-type deubiquitinase activity.
AUGAUAGUUCCUCUGGAUUCUUCGGAACAGCUAAUUCCACCAGUUCUCCCCAACGAGAUAGAGUUGAUCCUGAAAAACUUCGACGAUGAAGUGAUAUUUCCAAUAUCUAAAGCGUUGGAAAGGGGAGAACAGCCAAACAAAAUAAAGGAGGCAUUCGCGUCGACAAUAUACUCGGACUGGAAGGAAAUACCGAAUUUCAAGUUCAGAAUCAUGUUUUUCCCAGUGUGCCCACACGCAGAACCAGGACCGACGCUAAGCCAUUUUAAAAUUAGCGCAUACGUGGAGUCAAUGGGAAAGGAAGAUUGGCCAGAAAAUUGGAUAUGCUACGGCACAAGAUUCUGUAUCAUCAUCAUUAACCCGAACGAGCCGCACUCGUCAGUGUUCAAGAGAGACUCGUUUAACUUCUCGAAAACGGAAACAGAUAGAGGAUGGCAGGGAAUAAUGUCGCUGGCACAGAUCAUGGAAAACGGGUUCCUGAACACGAAGGGAGAUUUGGUGAUAAGAGCAGGAGUGUACCCAGUGGGAGCAGAAGCAGACAGGUCAGUGAAGGAAUCACCGUACAGCUGCAGAGAAGCAACAGGGUUCGUGGGCCUGCAGAACCACGGAGCAACCUGCUACAUGAACGCACUGCUGCAGAGCCUGUACAGCAUCACAAAAUUUAGAAAGGCAGUGUACAGCCUGGCAUUUGAUCUGAAGGACGUAAUGGGAGAAAAGUCGUACCAAAUAAUACAGAAGCUGGCAAAGACAAACACGAACCUGAACUACUAUGACGCGGACAAUUCGAUGGACGUGGACACGCCGUACCCGGAGUCGAGCUCGACGACAUACAGAAACGGUGAAGAGCAGAAAUAUGUCACACAAUUCGAUGAAAAUGAACUGCCAGCAGAAGGAGCACUGGGAGACUUCCUGGAUAACCUGGAAGAGGGUGACUACUGUAACCUGCUGUUGGACGAAGAAGAAGAGGAGACGAAGGUGCCGUGCGUAGGACUGGCGCUGCAAAACCUGUUCUACAUGCUUAAGUACUCGGAGGACCCACCAGGCUGCAAGGAGCUGGUGAGGUCGUUUGGAUGGAAGCUAGCAGACCUGUUCACACAGCAGGACAGCCACGAGCUGCUGAAGCUGCUGCUGGACAAAAUGGAGGAGCAGAUGAAGGGCACGAGCGUGGAGGGAAGCGUGAAGAACAUAUUCGAAGGAGAAAUGGAAACGUACAUCGAGUGCAUAGACAUAGACUACAAGUCGUGCAGAAAGGAGACCUUCGAAGACAUACAGCUGGACGUGCAGGGAUGCAGUAACAUCUACGAGUCGCUGGACAGGUUGACGGCGCCAGAGCUGCUGGCAGGAGAGAACAUGUACGAAGCGAAGGGGUACGGAAAGCAGAGAGCGAACAAAGGAAUAAGAUUCCUUAACUUCCCACCAGUGGUGAUAUUCCUGCUUAAAAGGUUCACGUUUGACCUGCAGACGAUGGACACAGUGAAGCUUAACACGCGCUUCGAGUUCUACAAGGAAAUAAACCUGUCGAAAUACAUACAGCAGUCGUCAGAGUCGACAGCGACAGCAAAGGAGGAGCCAGAGUCAAGAGGAAGCAAGGGAAGCCAGAAGGGAGAGGAGUACGAGUACGAGCUGCAGGCAGUGGCAGUGCACCACGGCUCAAUCAACAGCGGACACUACUACGCGUUCACGAAAAGCAGCAGCAACUGGUACAGGUUCGACGACGAAACAGUGACGAAGGCGUCGGAGUACGCAGUUAUCGACGAUAACUUCGGAGGAGAGGAGCAGGAGUGUUACAAUUACCUGACGACGAACAUGAACAGCCACGGAAUGUAUAACAGCAUUAACAGGUUCAGGAAAAACAAAGUAUAUAACGCGUACAUCCUGAUGUACGUGCUGAAGAGUAAGAAGGAAGAGAUCCUGGGAGACGUGGACAUGGCGAGAGAGAAGUACCAGAUGCUGCGACGCUGCAGAACGCAGAGCCUGCUGAGCAGCAUGAGGACGAGAAUCAGAGAAAGACUUAACCGCUACAUAAAGCUUAAGAUAUACACAGCAGGAGACUUCAAAGGAAACACGCUGCUAAACCAGCACUACAGCACGUGGCCGAACAAGUUCGUGCUCACACAAGAUAAAAGCACGAACCUGACGGAACUGCUGAACUACCUGAGGAAGAUGAAGAGAAACGAGGAAAACGUAGACCAGAAUUUCUACGUGCUGGGCUUCCACGAACAGUUUAACAGGUUCGUGCCACUGAAUGACAUCAGAGCGAUGCACAAGGAGCCAAUACAGACGCUGAGUCAGUUGGUAAACCUGGUGAGAAGCGAGUACUACCAGCACUAUGACCCGACAGUGUACCUGCUGCAAGCAACGCCAGCGAAGAACAUGACGGAGCUGGAGGAAAUGGCGAAAGAGAAGGAGGAAGGAAAAGGAAUCGCAAGCAGGCUAAAAAUCACGCCCAAGGCAAACCUGGAGGCAUUCAGCCCUACGAGCAACGGAAGCGGAGGAAUAUUCACGCCGACGAGCGGAGUGUUCACAGCAAGUCUGCUUAACCCACACGCAACGCACACGCAGCAGCUGAUGGUGUUCAUCAAGUACUACGACAUCUUCUCGAGGGAAGCAACCAGUAACCUGAAGUGCAUAAACCUCUCGUACCUUAACCCUGAGAGAAACGCAUCGCAGCUGCUGCCAAUGGUGCUGCAGCCACUCAUGGAAAUGAUGUCGAGCAACCUGGUGACAAAGUACAGAAUGAGGGACCUGAAAAACCUGACGAAAGCAUUCACAGCACUGUACCAAAGCAACGGAGGAAGCACGCAGACACAGUCGCCAGUAUCUAUGAGGUCGGAGGUGAAGCAGGAGGAGGAGGAAGACGACUCAGAAGGCACCUCGGACGGAAGGCAGAUACUGCUGGACGACGAGGAGGAGCUGGCGCUGGACAUGGACAACAAGAUCGAAAUGCUGAUGAAGAAGGAGUCGCUGCACCUCUACUGGUACGUGGAGCUUAACAACAGCUUCACGAACCUGAGUCCGAACAGGAAGAUGGAAGAACAAGUGAAAAACGGAGACGUGCUGGUCUUCAACUUUAGGCCGACGGACGAAAUGAGGAGGGAGAUAGAGCUGGUGGAAAGAAAGACGACACUGAAGGAGGACUUUGAGCCGACGACGCCAGCAGUAAACCUGGACGGAUUCAACAACUUCGUGCUAUGCUCGACGGACAAGUACCUGGAAACGUAUAACCUGGAACAGGACGACUCACUGAAGCAGUACAGAGACCUGAGGAGCAAGUGGCUGGCGCAGAGAGAAGAGAAGGUGGAGCUGCACAAACUGUACACGCCGAGCAUAUACGACUACCCGAGCUUCGUGCACUCGAGAAUGAGUAACGUCAAGGUGGUCUUCAAGCUGUACGACCCUCUGGAGGCACUCGCCACGUGGAAAAACUGCAUCAACGGGCCGGUUAACGCGAACCCAGGAGAAGGAACGGAAAGAGAAGGGAGCGCAAACAGCGGAAAAAAUAAGCUGGAGAUGACAGUGGACCUGAGGACACCCUGCAAACACGUGCUGAGGUACGUGAGCUGGGCACUGGGAGUGGACCCGUCCCACGUGCUGGUCUUCAGCGGAGUGCCGCACACGCUCGAGGCGCAGACCUCGCACCUGCUCUCGCUCGACGACUUCUGCCACAAGGACCACUCGCUGGGAUACGCGCAGCAGUCGCUGAUGGAGCUCUUCAACGUGCACAAGACGCCAGUGAGGAACCACAACAGCACGUACACGCGCUACGCGAACGCGGACUACAGGUACGGGCACGAGAGCGCGAUGGAUGACGAUGACAUGGACUCGGACGGCUCAGGCUCGCACUCGACGCGCUACAACUUUAGGAGGCUGGAGUUCCGCACGAGCCACGAGGGGCGCCACGAGAACGCGGAAGAGAACGUGGUGUACCUGGGCGUCCUCUUCGAGCCGUACUACCAGUGGAACUACAAGAGCAACCAGGAGAGCCUGAACGUGGUCGCGCAGGUGUUCAACGAAAAGGUGCAGGUGGUCGCGAGCCUCAUGUGCAAGGUCCCGCUGAACUCGACCGUCAGGCAGCUCUGCAACCUCGUAUCGCAGAACUACUACGACUUCCUCAACUCGCCCUACUCCUCGCAGAAGAGGGCGAGCUCGCAGAACCUGUUCAACUACCAGAAGAGGACGAGCCACUCGCGCUCGCAGCUCGCCAUCGAGGAGGACGACGAGUGGCCCUCGCUCGUGCUCGUCGACGUGCUCGCGCACUCGUACACCGUGGUAGACCUGAGCUGGCGGAUCAGCGAGCUCCCGCAGUACAGCACCGCCAAGUUCAGGAACCUCUUCUCGGCGCCGCUGCGCUUCGUGCCCAACUGGACGCCCGAGCAGCACGACCUCAUAGCGCAGAGCAAGCUCUGCCCCCUCACCGUCUACCACCAGACGCCGGAGAAGGUGGCCUUCGGGCACCCCUUCCAGGUCCUCGUCGCGCCCUCCUGGAGCUUCCUGCAGGUGAAGACGCACAUUCGGAACACGCUGGACCUGCCCAAGCGCGAGUGGGACCGCUGGUCCUUCUACCAGCUGACUGGCGGGAACACGCGCGUGUGGAAGUCGAACGACGACCACCUCGACUGGGACAAGCCCGGGCUGAGCAUUUUGGCCGAGCACCCGAGCACGACCUACCGGCCGCGGCACACCGGCGUGAUGAGGAUCACUUAG